CCACCUGUUGGGAUUUUCCCCUCUCUGGAAGGCCCAUAAUCUCCUUGCUUGUCAUUGUCUUCUCAGAAGUGAUUAAGGGGCCAGGCUCUAAAGAUUAAAAGAGCCGCCUGUGGAGUGUACUGAGUAGGGUACUCCACUUUGAGUUCUCUAAGAAUUAGCACCCAUGGCCCUUGUGCCAGGGAACAGUGAGGAUGAGCCUUGGCCUACAGACAGCCCAGGCUCCUCCCAACACCCAGAAAGUCCUAGGCUGACCAACCCUCUGUGGAUGGACAGAGGAGAAAUUGUUAGGGUUGAAGAUCACCAGGAUGUACAGGUUAGGACUCCCUUACCCUGUUGUCCUGCUGCUGGCUCAUCCUCCGACUUGGUCAAGCGCCCUGCUAUCCUGAUUCAGGAUUUUGUCUCUCAAAAGGCCCGCCUACCCUCCAUUGUGGUAGAAGCCUCUGAGGUGAGUGAAGACAGCGGGGAGUUUGAUUGGCCACAUGAAGAGUUGCUGCUGCUCACUGAUGAGGAAGAGGAGGCUGAGGUCUUCUUCCAGGACCAAAGUGAAGAGCCAGGCUGGACAUGGAGCCCAUUGGACCCCAGAUCUCCCUUACGAAGCUUUAACCCAGAAUUCAGCUGGGGGCAGGAACAGGGAGAACCAGAGGUCUCCUGGAUUCCUGAGGACAUGGAUUAUCAGGAAGCCUCCAAUCCUUGUUCUCUUUGGAACCCAGCAGCAGGCUCCCAUGUUUGUAGAAGCUGCUUUGUGGAAUACUCACAUCUGCUUCCCAGGAGAUUUGAGGGUAAGAACCAUUCUGUCCUCAACAUUUCAGCCAGGUUUGUUAUAAGGCAUUUCUAUUGGCCCUUUCAAUCUUCCCUCUUUUAAAGCUGACUUCAAGAGGAUUAGAAGUGAGGUCAGUGGCUCACACAAAUCAGUCAAUACUGGGAUUUGGAUUAAGAACUCCUCUAUUAAAAAACUCCUCAAACAGGGGCAUCUGGGUCACUCAGUUGAUUAAGCACCCAACUCUUGGUUUUGGCUCAGGUCAUGAUCUUAGGGUCUUGGGAUCAAGCCCUGCAUCAGGCUCUAUGCUGGGUGGGCUUGGAGUCUGCUUGGGAUUCCCCCUCCACCUCUUCCCCACACCUCUAAAAUAAACAAACAAAAAAACCCCUCAAAAAAACCCACAAAACGGGAUCCCUGGGUGGCGCAGCGGUUUGGCGCCUGCCUUUGGCCCAGGGCGCGAUCCUGGAGACCCGGGAUCAAAUCCCACGUCAGGCUCCCGGUGCAUGGAGCCUGCUUCUUCCUCUGCCUAUGUCUCUGCCUCUC
This is a messenger RNA of Nyctereutes procyonoides (raccoon dog), 1300 nucleotides long. It is a transcript of the gene LBHD1, whose product is annotated as LBH domain containing 1. The transcript has 2 exons. The coding region runs from base 164 to 862 and encodes 232 amino acids. The record is from RefSeq and is a predicted model, not a curated record. Lineage: Eukaryota; Metazoa; Chordata; Mammalia; Carnivora; Canidae.